Pogoniulus pusillus (Red-fronted tinkerbird) is the source of this 6524-nucleotide messenger RNA. It is a transcript of the gene IQSEC1, whose product is annotated as IQ motif and Sec7 domain ArfGEF 1. Gene Ontology annotation, molecular function: protein binding; guanyl-nucleotide exchange factor activity. NCBI's taxonomy places the organism in Eukaryota, Metazoa, Chordata, Aves, Piciformes, Lybiidae. The record is from RefSeq and is a predicted model, not a curated record. Bases 411 to 4214 code for a protein of 1267 amino acids. Gene Ontology annotation, biological process: actin cytoskeleton organization; regulation of ARF protein signal transduction. The transcript is spliced from 17 exons.
CUCCGGGCUCCCAUGCCCGGCUGCGGGCGCGGCGGGGGCGCGGGCUGCGUUGCCAGGCGCCGAAAGAUCCGGGCUGCGACUUGGGCAGGGCGGGACAGCACCCGGGCGGCAGCGGCUCCGGCGGUGCUCCGAACGGCGGCAGCAGCAGCUCCGGGCGGCGGCUGAGCCCCGGCUCGGCAGCGGAAAGCCAAGCGGCAGCAAUGGCGGCGGGGGCCAGGAGCCGCUACGCGCCUGGGCAGCCGCGGCUCUAGGAGGGGAAGCGCGGAGCUGGCGAGGGGGGCCGGUUUCCGGCGGGUGAUUUAUUUCUGCCCUCUCGCUUAAGUUCCCAGAGGAGCGGGGCUGGCCGGCACCGGCCUCCCCCCGCGCCGCCGCCCCACCUGCUCCGCGGCGGCUGAAGGUGCGGGGCGGCCAUGGAGAGCCCUGCCGAGAACCCCAGCAGGGCGGCGGAGUACCUGAAGGAGCUGAACAAGAUCAUCGAGACGCAGCAGGAGCUGCUGGAGAAGCAGAAGCGGCGGAUCGACGAGCUGGAGCAGCAAGUGGCCAAGUUGUACCACGAGAACGCCCGUCUGCAGGACGAGCACCACCGGCACCUGGCCACAUGCAGGCUGCAGCCGGGCGGCCCCCCCGCCUACCCGGGGGUGCUCAGCGCCAUCCAGGAGAACGCCCAACACGAAAAGUCUGAAGGCGAGAGUUCAAGAAGCAUCAGGUCUUUAAAUACUCUGCACCAGUUUUGCUGUCCAGCUCCAUUGUACCAUACCCAGCUAGCUGUCCCUGCCACACACUCAGAGUACAGGACCUCGCUGGAAACAGGAAGCAGCAUCUCAACCGAUCCGCUCAGUGUUGAGGGUGAAGCUCCAAGCAGUGAAACUGGCACAUCCUUGGACAGCCCAUCUGCUUACCAUCAAGGACCUAUAACACACAGCUCAGCUCUGAGCCCAGACCACUACGACCAUUCUGCCUACGGGCUGUAUUCUGUCUCCCCUGGACAGCAGAGAUCCCGGCGGCCCAAACUGCAGCACUCCACGUCCAUACUGCGCAAACAAGCAGAGGAAGAAGCUAUCAAAAGGUCAAGAUCACUUUCUGAGAGCUAUGAACUCUCUUCAGACCUACAGGAUAAGCAGGUGGAGAUGCUAGAACGGAAGUAUGGAGGCCGUCUCAUAACGCGCCAUGCUGCCCGCACCAUCCAGACGGCCUUCCGCCAGUACCAGAUGAACAAGAACUUCGAGCGGCUGCGCAGCUCCAUGUCGGAGAACCGCAUGUCGAGGCGCAUCGUGCUCUCCAAUAUGAGAAUGCAGUUUUCCUUUGAAGGGCCUGAGAAAGUCCACAGCUCCUACUUCGAAGGGAAGCAAGUUUCCGUGACCAACGAUGGGUCCAAGCUGGGAUCCAUGGUAGCGUCGGAGUGCGGCGACCUUGAGGAAGCGGCUCCCAUGAAGUCUCCGGCGGCAUCUACUGACUUUGCGGACGCUAUCACGGAGCUGGAGGAUGCCUUCUCCAGGCAGGUGAAAUCCCUCGCCGAGUCCAUCGACGACGCGCUCAACUGCCGCAGCCUGCAUUCGGAUGAGGUCCAGACUCCAGAUCAAGUGAGGAGUCGUGAAAUGGAAAGGGAUAGUUGUGCCCAGCCCAAGGCGGCCAUUCACGGUGUGGAUCACAGGAAGCUUGAUGAGAUGACAGCCUCCUACAGCGAUGUCACUUUGUAUAUUGAUGAGGAAGAGCUGUCCCCGCCCCUCCCACUCUCCCAGUCGGUAGACAGACCAUCCAGCACAGAGUCGGACCUGAGGCUCCGCUCCAUGAACUCUUCUCAGGAGUACUGGUCCAUGACCCACAAAGACGAUAAGCUGGACACUGACACAAGCUGCAGAAGCACUCCCUCACUGGAGUGUCAGGACCAGAGGAUGAGAAUGGAUCAUCUGCCAUUGCUAACUAUAGAGCCACCCAGUGACAGCUCAGUGGACUUGAGUGACCGCUCAGAGAGAGGGUCACUAAAGAGACAGAAUGCCUAUGACCGAGGGAUCACUAGUCAACAAGGAAGCCCAAAACACAUCCCACACAGUAUUCCUGCCAAGAUGAUAUCCCGAGAGGAACAGGAGGCAAGGCACAGGCCUAGGCCUAUCGAGAGUCACUUAGCUAUCAAUGGCACAGCAAACAGGCAGAGCAAGUCAGAGUCUGAUUAUUCCGAUGGUGACAAUGACAGCAUCAACAGCACUUCCAACUCCAAUGACACAAUAAACUGCAGCUCAGAAUCUUCUUCCAGAGACAGCCUCAGGGAGCAAACCUUGAGCAAGCAAACCUACCACAAAGAGACUCGCAACAGCUGGGACUCCCCUGCCUUCAGUAACGAUGUGAUCAGGAAGCGCCAUUAUAGGAUCGGCCUCAAUCUCUUCAACAAAAAACCUGAAAAAGGAGUCCAGUACCUAAUCGAGCGAGGUUUUGUGCCGGACACUCCAGUUGGUGUUGCUCACUUUCUGCUGCAAAGGAAAGGCCUCAGCAGACAGAUGAUUGGAGAAUUCCUGGGCAAUCGGCAGAAACAGUUCAACCGGGACGUGCUGGACUGUGUCGUGGAUGAGAUGGACUUCUCAACAAUGGAACUGGAUGAAGCACUCAGGAAAUUUCAGGCUCAUAUCCGUGUUCAGGGAGAAGCCCAGAAAGUAGAGCGGCUGAUUGAAGCUUUUAGCCAACGAUACUGUAUCUGCAACCCAGGUGUGGUGAGACAAUUUAGGAACCCUGACACCAUCUUCAUCCUAGCUUUUGCCAUCAUACUGUUAAACACAGACAUGUACAGCCCAAACGUCAAACCAGAGCGCAAAAUGAAGCUGGAAGACUUUGUCAAGAACCUAAGAGGCGUGGACGAUGGGGAGGAUAUCCCGCGGGAAAUGCUGAUUGGGAUUUACGAGCGCAUCCGCAAGCGCGAGCUGAAGACCAACGAGGAUCAUGUGUCCCAGGUCCAGAAGGUUGAGAAACUCAUAGUAGGGAAGAAACCGAUUGGAUCUCUGCACCAUGGACUUGGCUGUGUCCUCUCCCUUCCUCACCGGAGGCUCGUUUGCUACUGCAGGCUGUUUGAAGUUCCAGAUCCAAAUAAACCUCAGAAGCUUGGAUUGCACCAGCGAGAAAUAUUCUUAUUUAAUGAUCUUCUUGUGGUGACCAAGAUUUUUCAGAAGAAGAAGAACUCGGUGACAUACAGCUUCCGACAGUCCUUCUCCCUCUAUGGAAUGCAAGUUCUGCUCUUUGAGAACCAGUAUUAUCCCAAUGGCAUUCGACUCACGUCAGCUGUUCCAGGAGCAGAUAUCAAAGUGCUAAUAAAUUUCAAUGCACCAAAUCCUCAGGACAGGAAGAAGUUUACAGACGAUCUGAGGGAGUCCAUUGCAGAGGUUCAGGAGAUGGAAAAGCACAGAAUAGAGUCUGAGCUAGAGAAGCAGAAAGGCGUGGUGCGUCCGAGCAUGUCUCAGUGCUCCAGCCUGAAGAAGGACUCUGGCAACGGGACGCUGAACAGAGCCUGCCUGGACGACAGCUACGCCAGCGGGGAGGGGCUGAAGAGAAGCGCACUGAGCAGCUCCCUGCGGGACCUGUCGGAAGCAGGCAAGCGUGGGCGACGCAGCAGUGCAGGAUCGCUAGACAGCAAUAUGGAAGGGUCCAUCAUUAGCAGUCCUCACAUGCGCCGAAGAGCUACAUCAACCCGAGAGUGUCCAUCUCGCCCUCACCAGACUAUGCCUAACUCCUCCUCACUCCUAGGUUCCUUAUUUGGUAGUAAAAGGGGAAAGCCACCUUCCCAAGGCCAUCCACCAUCUGGCUCAUCACAGCAACCUCCGCACCCUCCAGUACUCCCACAUCAGCAGCACUCACAGCAUCCUUCCGCCAUGCAUCACGCAGGGCCGGCCGAGGGGCAGACGCAGGCGCAGGUGCACUCCCACCACUCGCAGUACUGCCACAUGCAGCAGAACCCUCCGCCCUACCACCACCACCACCACUACCACCCUCCCCAGCACAUCCAGCACCCCCACCAGUACCACCAACACGUGCCCCACGCCCCGCACCCCCCGCACCCUCCCCACACCCCCUACCUGCCGCACGGCCACGCGCCGCACGCCCACCCUCCGCACCCCCCUCCACACCCCGGGCACUCGGCUCACCCCCAGCACCACCACGGGCCGCCGCCGCCGCCUCCUUCCAGCUCAGCCAGCACCAAGCCCAAACACAGCGGCAUCAGCACAAUAGUCUAGGAGGUGCUGCCCCUCCUGAUAGUAACUUAGUUUUAAAGGCAGUUGCAGAGGCACUUAGAGGAAGCACCGAGGAAGGUGGUCAGAUCUCCCCUAGCCAAUUGGAGCUGCGUGAGCUUUAAGGCUUGCUGUUAACUAAAUAAAAUCCUCCCGGUUAGCGCAACCGAUACUGGUUUUACUUACCCACCAGCUUGGUUAGUCCUGAUUGCCAGACUUGCCUUGUGAAAACCUGCUGCUUGCUGCUCCUGAGUAAAGCUACCUUUUACACCAAACCCCUGGGAGGUUUUACACUUUAAACCUCUGAAAGAACAACAACAAACAAAAAGAAAAAGGCAAAAAAGAGAUACAGACCCAAGUGUGGCGUUCUUGCUCUUCUCUUGGCAGUGGGCAAAACAAACACAAAAAAUUAAGUAGACCUGAUAUGGUUGAUGAAAGUACGUAAGUAAACUUUAUAUAAUAUAAAUAUAUACAUAUACAUAUAAAUAUAUAUAUAUAUACUGUAUAGUUAACGUUUGUGCUUGGAAAAGGAUUUCUUUUUUUUGGGUUGGUUUUUUUUUCAGUCCACAAAACUUAGCAAUAUAGACUUUACAAAAGGAAUUCCACUUACUUGCUAGGACAGUAUAAUAGGUGAAAUCAAGCGUAUGAAAGAGUAGACCAAAACCAUUCAAUAUUAGAAACAAAUCUCAGACAUUUUCAGUAUUUCCAUUCCAAGCCCUCUGGGCUUGCUGAGGUUUCUAAGCAAUCACUACUAAACGUGCCAAGUACCACAGAGUUUCAGUGUCGUAGUCAGAUCCUGCUCUGUAUAAAGUCCUGGUUUUCUUACCACGGCACUAUCAAAGGUAACCAAUAUUCUAACUGCUCUGCUAUUUCAGGUAAGCAAACUCCUUAAGAUGCAGUAAUUAUACCGUAGCAAUGUAGACUUGACCAACUUGACCCAUGGGCACCUCCAAGCAUUGGUCACACAGGUUCUUAGACACUUCUAAAGGCUGUGCUAACUGUGAACUUCCACGAUCCACGUCUCUUUUGUAUCAAGCACACAGGGAGGAGUUACAACAGGUGCAUGUACACACUGCAACAACAUUCAUCUCAGACAUGAAAGUGGCAAACUUCUUCCAUCCUUCUCAGCUACUUGGUUUCCUCUUUACCAUAAGUCCUCAUUUUUACCCCCCCCCAGCAAAGCUGAAUUUCUAGUUAGAGUGUUUCCAAGUGGAAGUGCUCUAAAACUUGAAGGUUUGUUUUAGAAUUUAGUCUAGGGUUUUUAUAGAUAUAUAUAUAUAUAUAUAAAAAUAUAUAUUUAAAAAGAAUAAGGUCUGUAAUUCCAUGUAGCCAUGUGCUAGCAACAAAGUGGCUUUACCAUUUUUUACUCAUCACAUUGUGAGUUUGAAAAGUGCCCAGCACUCAGCAGGCUGAGUCUACGCUCAAACCCUCACUUCCAUAGUCCAGUUAGUUGCAAAGACAUCACAUACAAGCAGGCUGUGCUGUCGUUGCUUCCGUGUUGUAACCAAACCAUCUUGCAGAUUCCUAUCUACCAUUUCUAUCCCCAAACCCUGUACCAAGUUACACAUGGCGCCUACUUUGUAGUUUCAGCGUUGUGAGCCACUGCAAGGACUUUACACCUAAAGAGUAGAGGCAGAGGAGUCACAGCUGCAAAACUGUACCAAGUCUAAAAGCAAACCUUGAAGAGGAUAAGCAAAAAGGUCCAGGGUGAGAUGGGUAAAAGUAAGAACAAUAAAGCCUGGCUGACUUUCUGUUGUCAGGAGUAAGGAAGGCAUGAGAACGAGAGGGUGACUUUUCAUAUUGGCUUGCUCAUGGCAUCUCUGAUACCUGGGGGGUGGGGGAGGAGGCUGACUAAUUUUGUCCCUUUCAUCCCAUUGAUCUCACAAUACCAGCAGAAAAAGCUGCAAACCGAGCACUUUGUUAACCUCCUCAGACAGCAAAUACAGCAAUCUAGAGUUUAACCUUUUUGUUUAGAGCUGUCCACGUUGGGUUCACACCUGUGCAAUACGUUUUUUGCCCCCCUCUGCUCCUUCUGCUCUCAGUUCCCCUCACAAAGAGGAGUCAUUUUUAUCUUUCAGUAUCACUCACACUGUCCUAAAUUCUGCAGCUUACCUUCGGAGGGCUCCCACGGCUCCCCUGAGGCUCUGUUCCUUGCAGUUAAAAGAUGUAAUACUGUUCUUAUAAGGGAAAGUAGAACUGUCUGCAUGUCAUCUACUGUUAGUAGUGUGAGGCUACACUCUACAUAUUGUAUAUUUGCAACAAUAUAUCAGUGUUACUGUUGAUAUUAGUUGAAGUAAAAGUGAUAACAUAUUCCAA